Molecule: messenger RNA, 6193 nt
Organism: Paramuricea clavata
Lineage: Eukaryota; Metazoa; Cnidaria; Anthozoa; Malacalcyonacea; Plexauridae
Source: the annotation of a GenBank genome assembly
AUACAAUAUGUACUCUUUGGUUGUUAAAAAUUCUUAACCUGCCCACAUUCCUUUUGUUUCUGUUGUAUCUUACAAGACUUAUAAUGGUGUGAGGGUUGUCCAGACUUGUCCACUAUGCAAGGCAGGAUUUGCAUCUGUUAUACACAAUGCGAAGUCAAUGCAGAACUAUGAGCAGGUACAUGUACAAAAUAUACUGUUAGAAUUAGAGAACAUUAUUUAGUUUCUACUCAUACAUACAGGCUUGCAAAAAUCCUCCCUUUGGCUGACUCAAUUCCAUAGAUUAAUGUUGUUUACAUUGUUGCUAUCUGGCUUGCCUGUAAAGUGACUACAAAUAAUUACCAAAUAUCGUAUAAUGCAUAAUAGUAUUCGAUCUAACAUUAUAAGUACAAGAAUUAUCUACAAAAUAAAAUAGAUAUUAAUAACAAGAAACAACAUAUGAACUUACUUCUUUGCCUUUGGCCACUGUAUAUCACUUUACAAUACAAAAUAUAAGCCUAUUUCUUUGAACAUUAAACCUCGAAUAAACAACAUAAAACCAACGGCAACAUGUUAUUUUCCCGCUAUUUCUCUGUCAUGUAAUUGUUUCUGUUCAAUGAUGUAGUAAUAUGAAAUAAUUAUUUAUCUAUUAAUUAGCGAAACACUAUAUCUAAUUCACAAUCACUGAUCUAAUAGUAGACGUUCACAACAGAUAACAUUGAGUCACAUGCCUAGUUACUAUUGUUCUAGUUUACAGAAGGAAUCUGCAGAGAAUAUAGAACAAAAGUAAUAAGCAUUAGAGUUUAUAUGUCUAAGAGGUAUUCACUCAUUUAGAUCAUUCAAAGCUUACUCAUAUUACCUUCCUUCUAUUCUAUGAUUCUAUAUGAACAAUGACAAUUAGACAUGUGAGUUAAUAAUCUAAAGUGGUGAACUGGGUAUAGACAAAUGUUAGCCAUUUAUCUAUUGCUAUGUAAGUAGUAGUAGACAUGAUUAAGGUGACCAAUAAACCCUGACCCAUUUUUGGGAAUGGCAAAGUGGAAGUGAUGUUGUGUAUGUGUUUUUUUUUUGUUUUGUUUUGGUUUUUGGUUUUUGGUGUUUGUUUGUUUGUUUGUUUGUUUGUUUGUUUGUUUGUUUGUUUGUUUGUUUGUUUGUUUGUUUGUUUGUUUGUUUGUUUGUUUGUUUGUUUGUUUGUUAUAUAAACCACAUUGCAGUGAAGGAAUGAUUUUGUAUUGCAUGUGCUCUGUAUUUCAUACUGUUAUUAAAUUAAUCAUUUGACAAACAUAUUGCUAUAGCUAUUAUAAGUUCUUUGUAGGUUUGCAUGGUGAUAAAACAUGUAAUACUUUUGUUUGUGUUCCAAACACCACGUAAAUUUAUUACUGCAAAGCUUGACAUUUUAUUAGCACUGAUGAAGACCCAGGCUUACGGAUCAAACACUUUGCAGUAAUAAAUUUAUGUGCUGUUUCCACAAACAAAAGUAUUAUAUAUUGCUAUUAAUUAAAAUUGCAUCCCUAUAUUUUGUCAAUCAUUCAUAUGAAUGUGAUAUGAAAAACAAUCAUUGUGCCACCUUGUAGCACAGGGCCUUUUUUAAGAAUUUGUCCAUGGAAGGGCCAUCUACAAAAGGGGACCAUACUAUAAUGAGUGUGGAGAGAUGACAGAUGGUUGUUGCCCACUUGUUGGUGACAAAAAGUUUUGUCAUACCAUGGUAUGACAAACUGGUUUGGUCUGGGCUUUGCCUCUCCCCCCUCCCCCAGUUAUAUAGUUAAAAAAGGCCGUUGUACCAUAGUACUAUAUUUCCUUUAGGCUAUACAAUAGGGAUACAUCAAGUAUUGGGCCUAAAAAAAAAUACCUGCGAUUCCAAUUCCCGACUGACCCAAUUUUUUUUUGCUGACCCUAUUACCUGUAUUUUUUCAAUGCGAUUGACAGUGCGACCCUAUUUUCUCCGGGUGGUUGCGGGCUGCUGCCAAAAUGGCAUCUGUUGUCACACUAAUUAUUGGAAAAACCAUGAAACCGACCCUAAUUUUUUCGCGAUAUGAAACCGGAACCACAGGUAUUUUUUUAGGCCUUGUGACAGGCAGGCAACAUGAAGGCCCAAUCGAUGUUGGGGAGACUGCAAUCCGACAGCCUGUUCACAAAAUGACACUAAAUAAUGCUCUGCAGACAUAAAUAAUGCUCUGCAGUUGGCUGGGUAUGACCGUAUGAGGUGGGUCAUUGUGCAUGCAACCAUCACAAACAAGUUGAAAACUCUAUUAUAUAUGAAAUUUAUGUAAAAGCAGUGUUGUUAUAUAUUUACAGUAGUUCCUUAGAUUUUAUGUAUUCCAAUCUAUUAUCUAUGUAAAUUCCCUGCAGUAGCUGUUCUCUCACCAUGGCAAGAUAGUUCCAUCAUAGCUGAAGAAGCUGCCAGUUUGUGACUUUUGUAAUGAUGAGAUGACCUUCACGACACUAGAAACUGACUUGUCAACAGUGAGUGGUGCACUGGAGCCUCCCAUAUCAGUUUUCACCCAGCCUGGAUGUACUGAAACAACUGUAAUACCAUCAUCAGCAAAUUCACCACUUACAGCUUUCGUAACCAUAUUCAAUGCAGCUUUUGAAACUUUGUAUGACAAUUUGUAUGCAUUAGUGAUAUUGUCUAUUGAGCCCAUAAUUGAUGAAAUAUUGACAACUGCUGCCUCUGGUUGCUCACCUGGUUGCUUCAUUUCGGCUGCUCGUUUCAAUAAAGGUCGGAAAGCCUUGGUUAUCAUACAUGGAGCAAUAGUAUUCACAUCAAAAGUACGCCGCAUUAUGUCAGGACUUACUUCAUCAAAAGUCUCCUUUAAAUUCAUCCCGGCAUUAUUUAUGAGCAGAUUUAAACCAGCCUCCUGAACAAUAUCUGAUACUUGUUUCACCAGUUCGGGCAAACGAGGUCCAGAAACAUCAGCCAUAUCAAAUUCCAGCACAUGUAUAUUGGAAUUCGUCUCAGCUAAUUUCUGUAACUCUUGUGCGUUCUCUGCUUUCAAUGAUCUACAUGUUGCAAUGAUAUGUUUUGGAACAGUAGAUGAAUGUAAAAUAUGUUUGAUCAUAUUCAGACCAAGACCUCGAUUGCUUCCAGUGAUGAAGACCGAUGAAAACGGGAAAGACGCCAUUUUCGAAUCAACCAUGUAAAACUGGCAACAGUUGAGACAUUCCUUAAUUUCCCCCCCAAAAUUCCUUUACUUCACUAGUUACUCGCUAGUUACCCUCUUCUUCGCGUGUGUUGAUUGUUGACUGUUGACUGUUGACUGUUGACUGUUGACUGCAGAGUGUUGACUGUUGACUGUUGACUGUGUUAUUAAUGUUACUUUGCAAUUUCAUUUAAUUCUCAAGAAUAAUGCAAGAGGUUGUUUAUUUAUCUUUAGAACAAAAUAAUGUCUCGAUGAUGGUGCGAAUCCAAGUGUCCGACCCAACCUCGUUCCCAGAUACCCUGGAACGAGGUUGUGUUCGACCCUGGAUAUAUCUGCCCCAUUUUAGGUACAUGUGAUGAUGGCUCUGCCUCUGCUCUCUGCGUACGAAAUUGACCGACAAGGCGGGAAAUUUUGGUGCGAUAAGGCAAACCGGCAUUUCAUUUUCAGAUUCGUGAUUCCAUUUUCACAUUCGAAUUAUCUAGAAGCGGGGGAGUUUAAGCUUCACGUUUCCGGGAACGGCAAACGGCAGGUUCGAACUUUCUUGGCAAAAUUUUCGUUGAACGUUUUCGUUUCAUAUUUUCUUUCUUGUGUCGAAAGAAUAAUCAUGCAUUGCAGUUUUACUGAAACAGCAAGUUCAUUUGCUCUUUAUUGCCUGAUACAGGGGCGUAGCCAAGGGGGGGCAAGGGGGGGCGGUCGCCCCCCCAAUCGCAAAAAAACUAUUCUCUGAAAAAGGCUAAAUCCGUAGAGAAAUGGGGGGGGGGGUACACGUUACAUCCUCGAAGCUGAAAGGGAUUAAGUACGUCUCGACUGAGGAAAACGACGAAAUACUGGAAGAACUUGAUUUCUAAAAUCUCGUUAAAACAGUUGUAGAUAUGGUUCCAAGAGGAAUAGAUUUAGUUCAGAUUUACAUGUAUAUGCAUUAUGAUAACAUGAAUAUUCUUCUCAGACUUAUUCUGUAUCAUAUAUAAAAGCGAGUAGAAACUUAGAAAUGUCUGGGAAAAUUUAUGUCUUCGACGUACUUUAUAAUCUUCGGGAUUCUGCAAGAUUUCACCCCCCAAAUGCUUGAAAUCACAUUUCAGGGACUCUAAAUUUUAAAAUUUUCCCUGGGGUGCAUGCCCCCGAACCCUCCUAGAGCGUACUUUAUAAUCUUCGGAAUUCUGCAAGAUUUCACCCCCAAAAUGCUUGAAAUCACAUUUCAGGGACUCUAAAUUUCAAAAUUUUCACGAGGGUGCAUGCCCCCGGACCUCCAUAGAUGGUCUCGCGCCUUCGGCGUUCGCUUCGCCCCCCCAAAAAUGAAGGUCUGGCUACGCCACUGCCUGAUACCGUAAACUUUUUCUUUGCCUGGCGUUUGCCGUAUAACCCGAAGUUUAAAUGAUGGCAAACGUUAAAGUUUUUGAUUUUACAACUCUAUCAGUAUAACAGCCGUUUUACACCAGAUUUGAAAUAAAUAAAACAAUUAUUAAACUUGUGGUAUUUAACAAUGAUUCAAGAAAACAAAUUUUAAACUCUACUCAUGGCCAAAGCAGUAAAUUAAGAUUUCGUAGAGUAUCUUUCAUGCUUUAACGACUACGUGACUAGUGGUUAAUUUGCUUUCUUAAAUCAUUGCUAACUAAGAGCACAAGUUUAAUAAUUGUCAGUUUAAUAUAUUUCAAAACUGGUGUAAAAGCUGUUACUGAAUAGAGUUGUAAAAUCAAAAACUUCGUUAGUGGUUUGACGUUUGCAAUAAACGUCAAGCUAAACUCCUAAAGGUCUCUAAUUAAAAGUUAUAAAACGGCAAUAACGGAACGGUAAACGGCAUAGCCUAUUGAAGGAAAGAUGGCUGUGAAACUCGUUAGAAUAACAAUAUAACUCAUUUGAUUAUCUAUCACUACAGUAAUAGUGUAAUAGUCAACGUUUAUGCACCUAUCAAUGUUAAGCCCCAGAGGGGGAGGGGGGUCGGGCAUAGGUGGGGCAUUUGAUUUUUUGAGCAAAUUUUCAAUCAAAUGCCCCACCGUCGGGCAAUAAAUAUUGGUCAAAUGCCCCACCAUUUUGCAAUAAAUUGCAAUAAAUAGUAUACUAAUAAAAGUCAUUCGGUUCAAAUUGCCCCAACUCGGGACCAAAAUGCUGAUCAAAAUCCCCAGGCUGGGGAUGCAAUUGAUGAUCAAGCCCCACAUAUGCCCGAUCCCCCCCCCCCCCGGGGGUUAACAUUGAUAGGUGCAUUAUUAUUCAACAACCGAAAAAUAUUCAACAUUUAAUAAUGAAUGAAAAAACCCUGAAAAACCCCAAGGGAAUCAGUAUGUUUUGUGGACCCGAGACCGCCACAGUUUCUCGAGGCGGAGCCGAGUCUAGGGUCCACAAAACAUACUCUUUCUUUCAGUCCCAGUCAAUAUAAAGCGCAAUGUUCAGCGCGGCCUAAAUGCUAAAAUGAAUUGCUAAAAUGAAUUGCUAAAAUGAAGAAUAGCAAAGAAUAGCAAAGAAUAGAGAAAAGCAUAGCAAAUAAUUUGAGGUACCUCCUGUGCAGGCAUCGCCUUAGUGGCGGGCAAAAUUUAGUUGUAAAAUUUGAAAAUCAAAUUAUGAAUAUCAUCUGUCACUUUCUAGAUUCGAAUCAGUGGAAAUGUAGUUUGCCUUAUCGUCAAUUUGGACAUGAUUGCUCUAAAUUCCUCUUUUCAAGGAUAAAUGUUUUACGAAUGACGAUCUUGAGUGGAGAUUACAUGAAGUUUUACCUCUGUAACGAAAAAUCAAGAUGGCGACAAUAAAGCAAUUUGUAAAUAAUUAUAAAAAUAAUGGAGGACUGUGACUGGACAGAUUUGCCUUCCACCUCUUCUGGUUUGCUCGGUAUUGACGAGAAUUACAUUACAGAUAGUUCUCCAGAAAUCAGUGAAAAGAAGGAAGAUCUGCCCGAGCAUGAAAAUGAAAAUGAUAGUGCAAACAACACAGAAAAUAACAGUAGUGAAGACUGUGAAGUGGGUGGCAAAGUUACGAAGAAGGCUGCUUCAAACGAGAAGCAAGAAAAAGAGUCCUGUCCAAUUUGUUUGAGUUCAUUUGAAGAUAGAUCAUUUCUUGAUCAAUGUUUUCAUAUCCUUUUUUUAACAUUUUCAUAG